This is a messenger RNA of Monomorium pharaonis (pharaoh ant), 2723 nucleotides long. Its product is annotated as glucose dehydrogenase [FAD, quinone]. The record is from RefSeq and is a predicted model, not a curated record. Bases 195 to 2003 code for a protein of 602 amino acids. The transcript is spliced from 9 exons. Gene Ontology annotation, molecular function: flavin adenine dinucleotide binding; oxidoreductase activity, acting on CH-OH group of donors. NCBI's taxonomy places the organism in Eukaryota, Metazoa, Arthropoda, Insecta, Hymenoptera, Formicidae.
GGAGACGGUGGUGGAGGUUGUCGAAUAUUACCACGGCGAUGGGGAAUGGUGCCGGCCUAGUCGGCCGUUGAUCGCGGUACCGCGAGCUGCUACUUCUCUGCCGUGCGUCCUUACCGCGCUGCGCGGGCUGCUCCACGAACAGUGCUCGAGCAACGAUUAUCUUUCGAAGGAUACGGGGUGGCCAUCCUUGAAAGAUGAGUUGCAAUUGUCCGUUGACCACCACGUCCGUGGGACCCACUUUGGCCUCGACGUGCGGCGGCUCGUCCUUCAUGCUCUUCAUGGGGCUGCUCGAGGUCUUUCUGCGUAGCCAAUGCGACCUGGAGGACCCGUGCAACCGACCCGCGCCCCCGAGCAGCGUCAAUACGAGGUACGAUUUCGUAGUGAUCGGUGGCGGUAGCGCUGGUGCGACCGUCGCGGCGAGACUGUCGGAGGAGCCGAGAUUUUCCGUAUUGCUGUUGGAAGCUGGACUGGACGAGCCAACGGGCACCCAGAUACCCUCGUUCUUCUUCAAUUUCAUCGGCAGCGACAUCGACUGGCAGUACAACACCGAGAGCGAGGACGAGGCUUGCCUGAACAAGGAACACAGGCGAUGUUACUGGCCCAGAGGAAAAGUCCUCGGCGGUACGAGUGUCAUGAACGGGAUGAUGUAUAUGAGAGGCUCGCGGAAGGAUUACGACGACUGGGGCAGGCUCGGCAACGCCGGAUGGUCCUAUCGCGACGUUCUUCCGUAUUUCAUACGGAGCGAGGAUAAUCAGCAAGUGAAUAGCAUGGAUUACGGUUAUCACGGGGUUGGUGGGCCACUCACCGUCAUGCAGUUUCCCUAUCACCCGCCGUUAAGCCACGCCAUCCUGGAGGCCGGGAAGGAACUAGGAUACGACACGGUCGAUCUGAACGGACGGACCCAUACCGGCUUCGCCAUCGCCCAGACCACAUCCAGGAAUGGUUCGCGACUCUCCACGGCGCGCGCCUUCCUGCGUCCCGCCCGGAAUCGCCCGAAUCUCCAUAUAAUGCUGAACUCGACCGCGACUAGGAUCCUAUUCGACGAGAACAAACGGGCGGUCGGCGUCGAGUUCGUCCACGACGGAACGACGAAGCACGUCUCGGUGGCGAAGGAGGUAGUCGUGAGCGGAGGUGCCGUUAACUCACCGCAAAUCCUCCUAAACAGCGGCAUAGGGCCUCGCGAGGAGCUCAAUGCCGUGGGUGUGCCGGUCGUUCACAAUCUUCCAGGUGUCGGCAAGAACCUUCACAAUCAUGUCGCCUACACGCUGGCCUUCACUAUCAACGAUACCGACACCACUCCUCUCAAUUGGGCGACCGCCAUGGAGUACUUGCUCUUCAGGGACGGUCUGAUGUCCGGCACAGGAAUAUCCGAGGUGACGGCAAUGAUAAACACUAAGUACGCGGAUCCGAGGGACGAUCAUCCCGACGUGCAGCUAAUCUUCGGCGGUUACCUGGCCGAUUGCGCGGAGACCGGUAUGGUGGGCGAGAAGAAGGGCGCGAACCGCACCGUCUACAUCAUCCCGGUUAUCCUGCAUCCGAAGAGUCGCGGCUAUCUGCGCUUACGUAACAACGACCCUCUCUCGAAGCCGCUGAUCUACCCCAAAUACCUGACUCACUCCGACGACGUCGGCGCUCUCGUGGAAGCCAUUAAGUUCAGUAUCCGAUUAGCGGAGACCCAGACGCUCAAAAGAUACGGUUUCGAGCUAGACCGGACUCCCGUGAAAAACUGCGAGCAUCUCAAGUUCGGCUGCGACGCCUACUGGGAGUGCGCAAUUCGUCACGACACCGCGCCCGAGAAUCAUCAGGCGGGAUCCUGCAAAAUGGGAAUACGGGACGAUCCAUUGGCCGUGGUCGAUCAUCAACUGCGGGUCAAAGGGGUGCGAGGUGUAAGGGUGGCCGACACGAGUAUCAUGCCGAGGGUGACGUCUGGCAACACGAAUGCGCCGGCGAUCAUGAUUGGUGAGAGAGCGGCAGACUUUAUCAAGCAGACUUGGACCGGUUGAUUCAAAAUUACUUAAUCAAACGAUUCGUUUACACUGUCCUAUUAUCAUUUCACUAAGGACACUUGUGUUUCAGAUUUUAAAAAUCGUAAAGAAGUUUGAAUGGUAGAGCAGCUAUGUAAAAAAGAAUGAACAGAUACAUAAAGUUAUUAGAUUAGACUUUAAAGUAUUAUAUAAAAUAUAAAUAAUGCAAAAAUUAAGUAAAAUAAGUACGUGUGCGCGUGCACACGUAUACACACGUGUGUAUAUGAUAUUAUACUUGUGGAUUAUCGUAUUACUUCGAAUAUCCCACCGUAGAUAAAAUUAUGAUUUUUACGACACAAAUUUAUACGGUUUUGAUAAAAUUUUAAUCAUUAAUUAAUUAGUUUACAUAUAUUUGUUCCGAUAAGUUAUAAUACAUACAUCUAACAAAAUGUUUAACAAGAUUUUUAUAACGUCACUAAAAACACUCAUUUUCCUAAUUACAUAUUCUAAUUUUAUUUUAUAUGCAUUUGACGUAUGUUUAAGUUUGUUUCAUGGUAAUUUUUCGGAGAUUUUAUCUUUCAAAUUAAUGAGCAAUCGUUCGAUUGCGAUAUUCCUCUGCAUUUCCACCGAAAAUAGAUAGAAUAAGAAACUUCUCUCGUUAUAUACUGUAAAUAGUACAUUGCCGCAGUGUAUUCUACGAAUCGCUCAUAAUGAUGUACAAAUAAAGAGUAUUUUCGCGAAAUACUUCAAUUUCUGUAA